AUGACCAAGAAAAGGAGGAACAAGGGGUGCACCAAGAAGGGCCAUGGCCAUGUGCAGCCCAACCAUUGCACCAACUGCGCCCGCUGCAUGCCGAAGGACAAGGCGAUCAAGAAAUUUGUCAUCCGCAACAUCGUGGAAACUGCGGCCGUCAGGGACAUCUCCGAGGCCGGCGUCUUCGACUCCUAUGUGCUAUCCAAACUGUAUGUGAAUCUACAUUACUGUGUGAGCUGCGGGAUCCUCAGCAAGGUAGUGAGGAAUCGCUCCCGUGAGGCUCAGAAGGAUGGAACAUCCCUGCCCCGAUUCAGACCUGCAGCUGCUACCCCCAGACCCCCUCCAAAGCCCACGUAA
This is a messenger RNA of Trichosurus vulpecula (common brushtail), 348 nucleotides long. RefSeq names its product 40S ribosomal protein S26-like. Lineage: Eukaryota; Metazoa; Chordata; Mammalia; Diprotodontia; Phalangeridae. Gene Ontology annotation, biological process: translation. The transcript has a single exon. Gene Ontology annotation, cellular component: cytosolic small ribosomal subunit; ribosome. The record is from RefSeq and is a predicted model, not a curated record. Gene Ontology annotation, molecular function: mRNA binding; structural constituent of ribosome. Bases 1 to 348 code for a protein of 115 amino acids.